Messenger RNA from Australozyma saopauloensis, 1683 nucleotides. It is a transcript of the gene DHH1, whose product is annotated as DExD/H-box ATP-dependent RNA helicase. Lineage: Eukaryota; Fungi; Ascomycota; Pichiomycetes; Serinales; Metschnikowiaceae. Gene Ontology annotation, molecular function: mRNA binding; RNA helicase activity; ATP binding. Bases 1 to 1683 code for a protein of 560 amino acids. Gene Ontology annotation, biological process: cytoplasmic stress granule assembly; negative regulation of translation; P-body assembly. The record is from RefSeq and is a predicted model, not a curated record. The transcript has a single exon. Gene Ontology annotation, cellular component: P-body; cytoplasmic stress granule.
AUGUCCGAUUCCAACUGGAAACAGUCAUUGAAUCUCCCUGCAAAGGAUACCCGUGUACAGACCGAGGAUGUGCUCAACACAAAAGGUAAGUCCUUCGAAGACCUCAACUUGAAAAGAGAAUUGUUGAUGGGUAUUUUCGAGGCUGGUUUCGAGAAACCCUCUCCUAUCCAAGAAGAAUCUAUUCCCAUGGCCCUCGCAGGCCGAGACAUUUUGGCCAGAGCUAAGAAUGGAACGGGUAAGACCGCUUCCUUUGUUAUUCCUUCGUUGCAAUUGGUAAAGCCUAAAGUUCCUAAAACGCAGGCUUUGAUUUUGGUUCCAACCAGAGAGUUGGCUUUGCAGACAUCCCAGGUCGUGCGCACCUUGGGUAAACACUUGGGCAUCAACUGUAUGGUGACUACCGGAGGAACUAACUUAACCGACGAUGUUAUGCGUUUGAACGAACCUGUACACAUCUUGGUCGGUACUCCUGGUAGAGUCUUGGACUUGGCCUCUAGAUCCGUAGCCGACUUUUCCGAGUGUCCCUUGUUUGUCAUGGACGAAGCUGACAAAAUGUUGUCCAGAGAAUUCAAGAACGUCAUUGAGCAGAUAUUAUCAUUUUUCCCUAAGAACAGACAGACCUUGUUGUUCUCCGCCACCUUCCCUUAUGCUGUGAAGUCUUUCAUGGACAAGCACCUCACGAAACCUUAUGAGAUCAACUUGAUGGAUGAAUUGACUCUUAGAGGUAUCUCUCAAUUUUACGCCUUCGUUGAAGAGAAACAAAAAUUGCACUGUCUCAACACUUUAUUCUCCAAAUUGCAAAUCAACCAAUCGAUUAUAUUUUGCAACUCCACAAACCGUGUUGAGUUGUUAGCCAAGAAAAUUACCGAGCUUGGAUACUCCUGUUAUUACUCACAUGCUAAGAUGCCUCAGCUGGCAAGAAACAAGGUGUUCCACGAGUUCAGACAAGGAAAGGUCAGAAACUUGGUGUGCUCUGAUUUGUUAACUAGAGGAAUUGAUGUUCAGGCUGUCAAUGUCGUGAUCAACUUCGACUUCCCCAAGUCUGCUGAAACGUAUUUGCAUAGAAUUGGUCGUUCUGGUAGAUUCGGUCAUUUGGGUUUAGCUAUCAACUUGAUGAGCUGGAAUGACAGAUACAGUUUGUACCAAAUUGAGCAGGAGCUUGGAACUGAGAUCAAGCCCAUUCCUGCUGUCAUUGACAAGUCCUUGUAUGUGAACGAGAAUGAGGAAACUAUUCCAAGACCUUUCAAGCUUGAGGAGCUUCCAAGAGGUAAGGAGAGAAGAAAUCCAAACGGCAACGUUGGUAUCCCUCCAUCAAAUGGGGCAUUUGGCCAAGGACAGGCUCCAAAGGCCGCCCAAGCCCCUCAACCUUCAGCAGUACCUCAACCUCAGGCUUUGAAUCAAAGACCACAAGGCCACCAGGCACCUCAAGCUGGCCACCCAGCCCAUCCAGGCCAACAUCCACAACAAGCUGCACACCCUCAAGUUCCAGGAGGACAACUCCCACCAAUGCCUCCACAAGACGGUCAGUACCCUCAAUUCCCUCAUCCAUAUGGAUAUCCUGGGCAAUAUCAAAUGCCUCCUCAGUUCAAUGGUUACCCUAUGUAUGGUGGCCCUGUGCAACCGCAACAACCGCCACAACAACCGCAACAACCGCAACAACCACAACAACCACAACAAUCAAAGUAG